Nezara viridula (southern green stink bug) is the source of this 2464-nucleotide messenger RNA. Lineage: Eukaryota; Metazoa; Arthropoda; Insecta; Hemiptera; Pentatomidae. The record is from the annotation of a GenBank genome assembly.
CGGAAGCCAAGUCAGCUGAUAAGCGAGGACAUUGUUGCAAAGACCAAAUAUCACUCCUGAAAACUUCCAAUUGCUUUUUGAUGUCAAUGACUUGGAAGUGCUUUUAGCAAAUGCAAAUUCAAUCCAGGGUAGAGUACGGUUUCGAUAGACGAUCUAACGUAGAAAAAAAUUAACAAAAUAUAUACAUACAUGUCCUGGAAAUUGUUCGUGCUAUCCUUAAUCUGUCUUUCUACGGGAUGCCGUGCCUACAAAAUUUUGGCCUUUUUACCAUUUCCUUCCAACAGCCAUCAUGCCAUUUUCCUCGGCCUCAUCAAAGUUCUAGCAGAUCGCGGCCAUGAAAUCACCUACUACACAUCAAUUGAACCGACUUUAUCUCAUCAGAACAUAACAGUCAAAUUGACUCCAAACUUCAAGGCUGAAUUUCUAAAGGAUAUGGAUGUAUUCGAGUUACGUCGGAAAUCUAUUCCCGAGGUUUCACACAUUUUUGCCCGAACUGCAGAAAGAUUCUCUGAACAUUAUUAUGGUAACCAGGUAGCUCAGGAAAUAAUCCAUUCCACGGACAAAUACGACGCUGUAUUAAUGGAAUCCUUUUUCAAUCAAGAGGCAGUCUCGUCAUUGGUUCACAAAUUCGGGUGCGUUGGAAUCGAAGUAUCUACACUGGGCGAUUCGGCGUGGAUUAACGAAUUCGCCGGUGUUCCGUCAAAUCCAGCUUUUCAAGUAGACUUUAAAUCAGAAGAUCUUAGUCAGGAUAUGACGGUAUGGCAAAGGACCUUCAACGUAUAUGUGAUCGCUUCGACGCUCGCUGUCAGCUACUACCAUCUGUACGCGAUGCAGGGCAUCAUGGACAAGUACUUCAACUAUACCGGCUGGGAGACUAGGCCCCCACUGGAUACCUUGAUGGCCAACAGGAGUCUCAUAUUGCUCAACUCUGAUCCAGUCCUCAGCUAUCCAUAUCCGACUGCACCCCACGUCAAGAAUAUCGCUGGCUUGAACUUGAUGCCGAAUAAACCUUUACCAAAUGAUAUUCAGACGUACAUGGACGAGGCUGAGCACGGAGUUAUAUACUUUUCCUUCGGAUCUAAUCUAAAAGCAUCGGAUGUGUUAGUGGGUGAAAAAGGCAAAGCGCUCAUGAAAACUUUUGAAAAAAUGCCACAGCGAAUCCUCAUGAAGUGGGAAACAGACAAUCCGGACCUGAAAAUCCCAAGCAACGUUAGGAUCGGAAAGUGGUUUCCACAGAGGGACAUCUUAGCGCACAAGAAUUGUAUACUGUUCAUUACACAUGGCGGCUUUCUGAGCUUGACGGAGACCGUUUACUAUGGGGUACCUAUCGUCGGUGUUCCUUUUUUCAGCGAUCAAUUUAAAAAUAUGUUCCAUGCCCAAAGUAUGGGUUACGGGUUGAUCAUCAAGUACGAAAACAUCACCGAGGAAUCUGUGUCAUGGGCGCUCAACGAGAUCACCAAGAACCCUAGUUAUAGAGAUGUCGUAAAGUACAAAUCCCAAAUGCUGCGUGACAGAAGACACACGGCACAAGAAGAAGCAAUCUAUUGGGUGGAACACGCCAUUAAGUACCCCAACUCACUGACUCCAAGGUCUGCCUUCAUGUCCUUCUGGGAGAAGAGGAUAUUCGAUGUUGGGACUUUCUUCAUCCUAACGAUAAUUCUAAUGUAUAUAUUGUUGAAAUGUAUUAUGGCUAUAUUUAAGAAGUCGAAACAUAUUAGCAAGAAAAAAGAAAAACUAUCAUGAUGAACAGUUUUUAGAAACCAGUAAACUUGUUCAGCAUUUAGCAUAAAAAUAUUUAUUAUUAAUGAAAAAGUAUUAAAUGAGACAAUCCAGUCAUCAGACGUCCAUUUUGUCUUUUAAUUUUCUAAUUUAAAUAUUAUAAUCAUGAGCUGUUGUGUUAGUUAAUUUAUUAUAUUGUAAAAUAUGUUUAAUCCCCCUCCCAAAAAAAAAAUAUUAAGUAAAAAAAUACGCAUUAAUCAUGCAUAAAUGAAGCCAAAGACAAAUAUUUAUGUAAGUAAUAUAAUUUAUAAGUAUUUUUAUUCCAAACAAUUGAAAUUUCAAAAGGUAUAGGUUACAAAUAACUAAGAUUUUUCGUUGCUUCGAUACCAUACUACUAUCACUAUUUUAUUUUAAAAAGUUUUAGUAAAAAUGAAUAAAAUUUUUAGAUAAUUAUAUAAAUCUUCUGAACAAAUAAGAAAAGAGUUAAUUUAUUCUAAUGACUCUCUAAGUCUAUUCUUAAACUAAUACUCCAUUCAUGAAGCUCAGGCAGAUUCGAUCUUAAUAACUAUUUAAAACAAAUGUCCAUUACAGUUUUUUUUUCUUCUUUUUUUUUGUGACAAAACUGUUGAAAUAUUAAAAUAUUAUAUUUUUUGGCAGUGAAAUAUUUUAUUAUUUUCAAACAGUUAUAUAUCUAUAUGUGUAUAGAUAUCACACACACACAUACACACACACACACGUACACAUA